GCAUUUCCUGGCAGAUUGGCUUGCUGUAAAACACAUUGCAUUUGUUCCAUUUCAAAGUGUGAGUUCAGACGAAGCCCAUUCAAAAGCCUAUUUUUUAUGUAAACAAUAGUCAAUAAAUUUUAUUUUAUAUUUUACACGAAUACAAAUCACGAAUGUGUUAAAUUAUGCUGAUACAUUGUCAACAUGCUACUUUGCAAGCUUCUUUUGUAGGCUGAAAUAAUUCAGACAAACAGUAAUAGUUUUAUAUUUGACAAGCUGAGAUCAUCUAGUGGAUUUAUAAACCACUGCAGUCUCCUUUCUGUCACCACCAUCACAUCUGAUGUACUGAUUCCCUGAUUUCAUUGCAUUUUAAUAAAUGUUUGACGGUGUUGACAAAAAGUGGGGACACAACUCUGAAACCUUAUUAAACAUGCAUGUGUCACUGAAAAACAAUCUUGUUUUGAUAUGAGAUAUUAUUAAGUGUUACUUAAUCAUUAAAAAAAACAUUUUUGUCCAUAGCAUAUGAAUGAUUGAACCCUUCUCUGUGGACACAUUGUUUUAGAUGUAGUGAGAAGACAAUAAGUGUCAUAGAUUUCACAUAAUAAUGACAAAAUUAAAUUGAAGGGGAUAAUUGUGUUAAAUACAUUCUAUUAUUAAUCCCCUUAACAUUUAGAAUUGAAAAUAUUUUUAUUUUUUAAACCUGAUAGCAGUUACAAUUGCUGGACAUGUUUUGUCCCAUGUCUCAAGAAUGACUGAAAUAUAAUAUGAUUAAAUAGAUUAUCGUAUGAAUAGUAGAUUAUUUUCAACCUGAACAAAUACAUAUUAAAUGAUAAACUUCAAAAGGGAAUUUCAGGUCUGGUAAGAGUUUAACCACACCGGUAAACAACGUGAUUAGUUUUGUUUAACUGCUUUAAGAGCACAAUCAAGACUUUUUCUCCUAGUUACACAAAAUGGACAUCAAAAGAGUGAUGACUGAUGUACUUGAGGAUCUUGUGGAUAAAGAGCUCAAACAAUUCAUCUGGCAGCUGUGUAAUAAUGUGACGGCAGGCAUUGAGCCGAUUCCUCGAGCAAAGCUUCAGACCUCUGAUCGUGAGGAUGUGGUGGACUGCAUGGUAAAGCAGUAUCCCGAUGAUGCAGGGAAGAUCGCAGUCCAAGCGCUGCACAACAUGAAACAAAAUGAGCUUGCAAAGCGCCUUGGAUUAAAACUUCAGGAAGUUCAGCAGCCUGUGCAGGAGGAACCAAGAAAUAAUCCAGAGUCUAUGGAGCUGCAGCCCAUCCAGUCUGACUGGCACAGACCAUACAGCAUUACUGCAUGCAGCCAACAAUUUAAGCACAUACUUCUUACACAAGAGAUAAAUGAUGUUUAUAUGCCAGCAAGCAGUUCUUGGAGGAAAGGCUCAGCUCUGCUAAUCAACAACAUUAAAUUUGACCAUAGUGAAUACAACAGGCAAGGGGCAGAGAUAGACGAGGCGAACAUGGAGUGGCUGCUGAGAGCUUUGGGUUACAGUGUUGAGAAACACACAAACCUCUCUGGAAAUGCAAUAAAUAGAGCAGUCCAGAACUUCUCUAAACGUCAUGAACAUCGAGACUCGGACAGCACCUUUGUGGUCAUCAUGUCCCAUGGGGACAGAUUUGACAAUAAAGAUGCCAUUUUAGGUGCCCAUUAUCAUGAGAGGAAGAACCCCAAUGAUAUCUUCUUUGUUGAGGACAUUUUCUCCCAUCUGAACUCAGUCAGUUGUCCUGCUCUGAUUAAUAAACCAAAGGUUAUUCUAAUUCACGCCUGCAGAGGAGGUGAAGAUGGAGGUGUGUAUGUUAGUGACAGUGCAUUUGAAUCAGACUCCUGGGUUCACAAGGAGAAAGACUUUGUCUGCUUUAUGUCCAGCCUCCCUGAGAUUGCGGCGUACAGGGAUCCUGCCAAUGGAAGUUAUUUCAUCAAUUACAUUGUGGAUGUGUUCACCACAAGCGCUCAUAAAUAUGACAUUAUGGAGUUGUUCAGGAGGAUUGCCUCACGCAUGGAGAAUGACACACGUUUCACAUGCAAGAAGCAACUGUUGCCGUGUAUUGAAAGGACGACCCUUGUAAAGAAAUUCUACCUGUUUCCUGGACUCUAAUGAUGUGAAAUCAGUUUAGAGGAAGAAAGGUGAAUAGGGUAAAAACUAUAUAGAAACAUCACCAUACUUCCUCAGUUGAGUGAUCACAGUACAUUAAGAGAAUUGUCUUAUGUUUCAGGUUUUUUUAAAAUGUUGUUUAAACGUGCAGUUGAGGCAUUAUCUAAAUACGUGUGCAUUUACAUAAGUUUUGUAAU
Messenger RNA from Onychostoma macrolepis, 2284 nucleotides. RefSeq names its product caspase b-like. Gene Ontology annotation, biological process: proteolysis. NCBI's taxonomy places the organism in Eukaryota, Metazoa, Chordata, Actinopteri, Cypriniformes, Cyprinidae. The record is from RefSeq and is a predicted model, not a curated record. The transcript has 7 exons. The coding region runs from base 930 to 2090 and encodes 386 amino acids. Gene Ontology annotation, molecular function: cysteine-type endopeptidase activity.